GGGUUAUUUACCACACAACCAAGUACGACUGAAGCAGUCGUUUAAUUUCAAAUCAUGCUUCAGCCGGAAGUUGCUAGCUUAGCCGCAUAUGUUAGCUUGACGUUCGUCACUAAAAGCGACGUGAGUAGCAGUAUUUCGCAGAACAUUCGAGAGGUCCCCAAACCCCGAGGACGUUCCAGAUAAGCCACCUUUCUGUCUCUGAACCUGACACCUGCACUGUUUGGACGCUUUAGGGUGUUUAACUGUGCAUCUUUGAGAGGAAAAAAUCAUUAAGGACCCUGCUGCAAUCGAUACAACACCAGCACCAGCUAUCGACCACCGUUCACUGCGGCUCUUGGACGAUCAGCGUUGUGUUUAUGUCUUUGUUUUGCGAAAACGAGCUGUUGCGCAGCCGUCGGAACCUGUGUGGUGGAAAUCUAGCCUUCAAGCAAGGAGCUUGCGGCCACAGCGGCACAGCGUUUUUCAUGUCAGAGACCGAGCACGCUUGCAGUCGUUUAUGUCAUCCCCUCUUUUCCAGACAGAAGAUCCCGAAAAAUCCCCAACCAAGAUCCUUUUAUCUUACUGAUAGUGCUAACAUCCAGCCAAAAUGUCUGUCAACGUCAACCGCAGCGUGUCAGACCAGUUCUACCGCUACAAGAUGCCCCGUCUGAUUGCCAAGGUUGAAGGCAAAGGGAAUGGAAUCAAGACGGUCAUUGUCAACAUGGUUGAUGUUGCAAAGGCACUGAACAGGCCUCCAACAUACCCGACCAAGUUUUUUGGUUGUGAACUCGGUGCUCAGACCCAGUUUGAUACCAAAAACGACCGUUACAUCGUCAACGGAUCCCACGAGGCGAACAAGUUGCAGGACAUGCUUGAUGGGUUCAUCAGAAAAUUUGUGCUGUGUCCCGAGUGUGACAACCCUGAAACUGAUCUGCAUGUCAAUCCCAAGAAACAAACCAUCGGCAAUUCCUGUAAGGCCUGUGGAUACCGCGGCAUGCUAGACACCAGACACAAACUCUGCACGUUCAUUCUCAAAAACCCACCAGAGAGCACCGAUAGUGGAUCCGCAUCUGUAAAGAAGGAGAAGGAGAAGAAGAACCGCAAGAAGGACAAGGAGAACGGCUCUGGCAGCGGAGAGGCUGGAAACCAAGACAACUUCGAUGCUCCUCAGGCAGUGGACGGAGAUGACGACGAUGAGGACUGGGCAGAGGAGACUACAGAGGAGGCGCAGAGGCGGCGAAUGGAGGAGAUCAGCGACCACGCCAAGAACCUCACGCUCAGUGAAGACCUGGAGAAACCCCUGGAAGAGAGGGUCAACCUCUUCUACAACUUUGUGAAACAUAAGAAAGAGAGUGGAACCAUCGACGGAGCUGAUAAGGAGAUCUUGGCGGAGGCGGAGCGUCUGGAUGUGAAGGCCAUGGGCCCCCUCAUCCUCAGCGAGCUGCUCUUCAACGAGAACAUCCGCGACCAGAUCAAGAAGUACAAACGCCACUUCCUGCGGUUCUGCCACAACAACAAGAAGGCCCAGAAGUAUCUGUUGGGAGGUUUUGAGUGCGUCGUGAAGCUGCAUCAGGUCCAGCUGCUGUCUCGCGUUCCCAUCAUCCUCAAAGACCUGUACGAUGCGGACCUGCUGGAGGAGGACGUCAUAUUUGCCUGGGCGGAGAAGGUUUCCAAGAAGUACGUCUCUAAGGAACUUGCCAAAGAGAUCCACGCCAAGGCUGCUCCUUUUGUCAAAUGGCUGAAGGAGGCAGAGGAGGAGAGCGAAGGCAGCGAAGAAGAGGAGGAGGAGGAAGACGAGAACGUUGAGGUGGUGUACUCGUCCUCUGCCCGCGAGCUCAAAAUGGAGACUGUGAAACCAGACACGCCUGAAAAAGAAGAGGACGACAUUGACAUUGAUGCGAUCUGAGAGACUUGGUUAAUGAUGACGAUGAUGAUGAUGAUGAUGCUUCUCUUGUGUUGUGGCUUUGACUCACGAUGCCCCCGUACCACCUAAAUGGCUGGCCUUUCCCCUCCUUUACUUACCCGCCCUCACCCCUCCACCCAACCCCCUCAGCCCUCCUCUGCUUCGUGGCAUGACUUAACAUAGCGCUUUACUUGCUGCACAUUAACUCUGUAAUUUUUUUGAGAUGAAAUGAAGUCGCUUUGGGGAUUUUAAUCAUGGGUGUCUGGGGAUCAUUUUGACUGCACAUUUGUUGUUUUUUUUCUUUUGUUUUUUUUUCUUUUGGUCCCUGUAUUUUUCCAGUCAAUAAAGAAUGAAUGUUUUGCUAUCCACCACA
Molecule: messenger RNA, 2255 nt
Organism: Acanthopagrus latus (yellowfin seabream)
Lineage: Eukaryota; Metazoa; Chordata; Actinopteri; Spariformes; Sparidae
Gene: eif5
Product: eukaryotic translation initiation factor 5
Exons: 12
Coding region: 587-1885 (432 amino acids)
Biological process (GO): formation of cytoplasmic translation initiation complex; formation of translation preinitiation complex; translational initiation
Cellular component (GO): cytosol
Molecular function (GO): GDP-dissociation inhibitor activity; eukaryotic initiation factor eIF2 binding; translation initiation factor activity
Source: RefSeq, a predicted model, not a curated record